Xylaria bambusicola is the source of this 1566-nucleotide messenger RNA. RefSeq names its product armadillo-type protein. Lineage: Eukaryota; Fungi; Ascomycota; Sordariomycetes; Xylariales; Xylariaceae. The transcript is spliced from 3 exons. Gene Ontology annotation, molecular function: proton-transporting ATPase activity, rotational mechanism. Gene Ontology annotation, cellular component: fungal-type vacuole membrane; vacuolar proton-transporting V-type ATPase, V1 domain. The record is from RefSeq and is a predicted model, not a curated record. Gene Ontology annotation, biological process: proton transmembrane transport. The coding region runs from base 91 to 1524 and encodes 477 amino acids.
CCAUAUCCCUCGGUGUCUCGUCUCUAUUGCGAGAUCCUCUCUCCCGUCGAAUAUUCAUCUGUAUUGCUGUCUGUCGCGGCGCAGUACACCAUGUCUCUUGACCCUCCCCCCUAUCUUGGUUCGCUGCAGAACAACAUCCGCCAGCGUCCCAUUCCCUGGGAUGGCGCAGCGAGAGCAGGCACCAUUACGGAGGGCCAACUAGCCAAGAUUAGAGCCGUUGACAAAGUCCGGAAAGAACAGAGAAAGCAGGUCGUCGAGAGCGAUUUGGAUGGCUAUCGGAUACUUUUUCUUGGAGAACCAGGCAACCCGGGUGUUCUCGAGUCCGCAAGCAGGCGAGCUGAUGUUGUGCAGUACAUUCUCGUCCUGCUGGGCGAUCUGUUGCAAGGCGUUCCCGCUCUCGCGAAGGCUCUUUACAAAGAUUCAGAUCUCUAUCGACACUUUACACCACUACUAGCUCACUCAAACAAUCUCGAGGACCCCAUCCCUCUACUCACGUCCACCGUACUCGCGACACUUAUGUCAAGCGCACAGGAUGUGUCUUCUGCUACGGAACGAUUCCUCCCUUUGAUCCUAAGUUACCUGUGUGGUCUCACCAAGAACUCGAACGAUGCUGGCUUGCAAGAUAUUGCGGUUAUGGAAUACUCGUCCUUGCUGUACAGUCAAACCAAUAGGCAGCUAUUCUGGAAGCAGCGAAGUGAGGCUGUUGCUCCUUUAGUCGAUAUCUUGCGCAAGGCCGCUGGGGUUGGUGCCGAGUCAUCUGCCAGUCUGUGGAGUGGAAACACCACUACGAGAAGUGGCGGUUUGGAGGGUCUGAGCGGCGGAGUUGGAAUUCAACUCUUAUAUCACGUUCUAUUAGUUCUCUGGCAAUUGAGUUUCGAAUCGGAGGACAUAGGUGACGAGAUGAACGACGAGUACGAUAUCAUUCUUCUCUACACCCAGUUGUUACGACUCUCUCCUAAAGAGAAAACAACACGGCUCAUCCUAUCGACGCUGCACAAUCUGCUUGACACUAAUCCAUCUACACUCCUCCCAACAGCUGUGCUGGCUAGAUUGCCAGCGCUACUUCAGAAUGUUGGUGGACGUCACAUGACAGACCCAGAUCUACAGGAAGACCUAGACAAGCUUAAGGAGAUGUUAGAAGAGUAUCAGAAAACAAAGACAACAUUCGACGAGUAUGUGGCUGAGGUCCAAUCCGGACAUCUGAGAUGGUCACCCCCUCAUCGACACCAAGUGUUCUGGACUGAAAACGCUCGCAAGAUUCUUGAGUUCGAGAAUGGCGAGAUCCCAAGAAAGAUUGCAGAUAUCAUGAAAAAGCCUUGGGAAAACGACAAGGCUGUCUUAGCCAUAGCCUGUAAUGAUAUCGGCUGUCUCGUGAAAGAAGUUCCCGAGAAGAGGCACCAAUUGGAGAAAUUGGGACUGAAAACUCGCAUCAUGGAACUUAUGCAAGACUCGGAUGAGAACGUACGAUGGGAAAGCCUGCGUGCCCUCGGCGGCUGGCUAAAAUACAGCUUUGAGAAUAACUGAGCGGCUCGAAGGCUCUCGACUGUGGUGGCUGAAUCUGUCUUA